AUGGGAAGGGAAGAGAUCUCCCUUGGGGUUAUCUCACUCCAUGAAGCUCUAGAUGCAGACACCUAUAGUUGGGAUCCCAGACUAGGCAUCAAUAACGAGAGGCUCACGCCCACAGAAGACCCGAAUGAUCCACCUACAUCAACACUGCAGAUGACAGGAAACACAUGUAGGACACAAGUGGGUAAAGUUAACAAUGUGCUGAUACAUGUUAGAAACCACUCAUUUAAUGUAGACUGUGUAAUGUUGGAUAUAGAUAUGAAGGCAGACCUAGAAAUAUCUUUCAUCUUAGGAAGACAUUUUAUGAAAAUGGUGAGGAUGCUCAUAAACAUAGACAAAGGAGAAUUCAAGGCCAAAAUCAAAGAUCAUGAUAUAAGUUACAAGAUGGCUUAUGGAAGAUCAAAAACUUUAAGGAAAAGACAAAGCACUAACAUUGAUUCGUAUGUUGUACAAUAUGAUGAACAUAGGUUCAAAAGCGUCAUGUACGAGCAGUUUUACACCGAGCUUGAAGACUUAUUGGGGGGAUUACAAUUGCCAGUAAAGGGUGAAACCGAUCUACUGCUCGUACUUGAGAGCAACUUCGCCUUAAGCGCUCCAUAUUUGCCUAGUCACGGGAAAUGUGAGAAAAGAUGUGUCCCGAAAAUCCUAACUCCAAGUACAAGAGCCUCUAAUUUGUGGUCUUUGAAAAGAUUUCAGAAAUCAAAUCUUUCCGGUUGUUGA
Molecule: messenger RNA, 717 nt
Organism: Vicia faba (fava bean)
Lineage: Eukaryota; Viridiplantae; Streptophyta; Magnoliopsida; Fabales; Fabaceae
Source: the annotation of a GenBank genome assembly